This is a messenger RNA of Nyctereutes procyonoides (raccoon dog), 3447 nucleotides long. It is a transcript of the gene ZNF628, whose product is annotated as zinc finger protein 628. Gene Ontology annotation, molecular function: DNA-binding transcription factor activity; RNA polymerase II cis-regulatory region sequence-specific DNA binding. Lineage: Eukaryota; Metazoa; Chordata; Mammalia; Carnivora; Canidae. Gene Ontology annotation, biological process: regulation of transcription by RNA polymerase II. The record is from RefSeq and is a predicted model, not a curated record.
UGUGCGCGAGAGGCUGCCGAUAAAGGUUGGGUGCCUCGUGCCGGGGGCUGUUGGGAGGGAGCGCGCCCCCGCCCCCCUCCCAGGCCCCCACUCCUGUCCUGCCGCUGCCGGGGCCCCGUCUUCCCGUCGGCCCCCGCGGGGAGGCCCUAGGUCUUCCCCGCUCACUCCCCCGAUCGGGGCCGCAGGUGUGAUGGUUGGCUCCCACGCAGACAUGGCCCCCGCCUCUACCACCGAGGGGCCCGGGGAGAAGCCUGGCCCCGCAGCCCCUGCACCGACCGCCCAGUACGAGUGUGGGGAGUGUGGCAAGUCUUUCCGGUGGUCUUCCCGGCUCCUCCACCACCAGCGCACACACACAGGCGAGCGGCCCUACAAGUGCCCUGACUGCCCCAAGGCCUUCAAGGGCUCCUCGGCCCUGCUCUACCACCAGCGGGGCCACACAGGCGAGCGGCCCUACCAGUGCCCUGACUGCCCCAAGGCCUUCAAGCGCUCGUCGCUGCUGCAGAUCCACCGUAGCGUGCACACGGGCCUGCGGGCCUUCACAUGCGGCCAGUGUGGCCUGGCCUUCAAGUGGUCCUCACACUACCAGUACCACCUGCGGCAGCACACGGGUGAGCGGCCCUACCCAUGCCCCGACUGCCCCAAGGCUUUCAAGAACUCGUCCAGCCUGCGGCGCCACCGCCACGUGCACACAGGCGAGCGGCCCUACACCUGCAGUGUGUGCGGCAAGAGCUUCACCCAGAGCACCAACCUGCGGCAGCACCAGCGCGUGCACACGGGCGAGCGGCCCUUCCGCUGCCCCAUCUGCCCCAAGACCUUCACGCACUCAUCCAACCUGCUGCUGCACCAGCGCACCCACAGCGCAGCCGCCAGUGCCCCUGCCCCACCGCAGGAUGAGCCCAGCGCCAAGGUCUUGAUGUCCGACGCCUACCUGCAUGCACCUGUGCCCCCACCACCGCCUGCGCCCCCACCCGUGGUGCCUGAGCUUUUUCUGGCGGCGGCGGAAACCACGGUGGAGCUGGUGUACCGCUGCGAGGGCUGUGAGCUGGGCUUUGGUAGUGAGGAGCUGCUCCUGGAGCACCAGCCCUGCCCCGGGCCAGAGGCAGCCACCCCACCCCAGGACGCGCAGGCCACGACCACCCCCAAGGCAGACCCUGCCCCACCACCUCCCCAGUCCCCACCAGCCCCCCCACCACUGCCCCCGCCCUCGGCCAACCCCCCGGGGUUUGCUUGCCUCCCAUGCGGGAAGUCCUUCCGGACAGUGGCCGGCCUCUCCCGCCACCAGCACAGCCACGGGGUGGCCGGCGGGCAGGCGUUCCGCUGUGGCAGCUGUGACGGCGCCUUCCCGCAGCUGGCCAGCCUCCUGGCACACCAGCAGUGCCAUGUGGAAGAGGCGGCGGCUGGACGCCCGCCCCCUCAGGCCGAGGCCGCCGAGGUCACCUGUCCCCAGGAGCCGCUGGCCCCAGCGGCCCCCGCCCCACCCGCGCCUACGCCAGCCUGUACCGAGCGGCCCUACAAGUGUGCAGAGUGCGGCAAGGCCUUCAAGGGCUCCUCGGGGCUGCGCUACCACCUGCGGGACCACACGGGCGAGCGGCCCUACCAGUGUGGUGAGUGCGGCAAGGCCUUCAAGCGCUCCUCCCUGCUGGCCAUCCACCAGCGUGUGCACACAGGCCUGCGGGCCUUCACGUGCGGCCAGUGUGGGCUCACCUUUAAGUGGUCCUCACACUACCAGUACCACCUGCGGUUGCACUCGGGCGAGCGGCCAUACGCCUGCGGGGAGUGUGGCAAGGCCUUCCGGAACACGUCGUGCCUGCGGCGCCACCGCCACGUGCACACCGGCGAGCGGCCCCACGCCUGUGGCGUGUGCGGCAAGAGCUUCGCGCAGACCUCCAACCUGCGGCAGCACCAGCGCGUGCACACGGGCGAGCGGCCCUUCCGCUGCCCACUCUGCCCCAAGACCUUCACGCACUCGUCCAACCUGCUGCUGCACCAGCGCACCCACUCAGCCGAGCGCCCCUUUGCUUGCCCCAUCUGCGGCCGCAGCUUCGUCAUGGCAGCCUACCUGCAGCGGCACCUGAGGACGCACGCCCCGGCCCCCGCGGCUGCCGGCCCCGCAGCCCCCGCCACCAGCUCCCAGCCCCCUGCCCCGCUGGUGGCGGCUCCAGCCCCAUCCACCACCCAAGAUGUCCAUGUGCUCCCCCAUCUCCAGGCCACACUCUCCCUCGAGGUGGCGGGGGGCCCGGCUGCGGCCCCACCCCCGGGCCAGGCAGCCCCCAACUCCCAGACUUUUCUCCUGGUGCAGACGGCCCAGGGCCUCCAGCUCAUCCCUAGCAGCGUCCAACCCCCUACACCCACGCCCCCACCUGCUCCCCCCAAGCUCAUCCUGCUGCCCUCCUCCAGUACUGGUGCUGGGGGCCGCCGCGGAAGGCAGGGCACACGUGCAGCAGGGAAAUGUGCUCAGGGGCCUGGAGUAGUAUGGCUGCCGGGUCCUGGGGUGGGGGUCCAGGGAGGGGGCAAUGCAGGGGCCAGUGGGGGAGGGCAGAGCCUCAUUGUUCUGCAGAAUGUAGGGGGUGGGGAGGCAGGGGCACAGGAAGUGAGCGGGGUCCAGCUCCAGCCCCUCCGGCCAGCCCCCGAGGUGACCACGGUCCAGCUCCAGCCCACCCAGGAGGUGACCACAGUCCAGCUCCAGCCCACCCAGGAGGUGACCACAGUCCAGCUCCAGCCGGCCCAGGAAGUGACCACAGUCCAGCUCCAGCCUGUGGCAGGCCAGCUCUCCAAUCCCAGCGGGGGAGCUGUGACUCCUGAGGCCCCCAAUCUGCUGGUGGUUCAGAGUGGCACAGCUGAGGAGUUGCUGGCAGGUCCAGGCUCUGGGGAGCCAGGUGACAGUGAGGCCAGUGCUGGUGUUGUCCAGGAUGUGCUGUUUGAGACACUGCAGACAGACGAGGGGUUGCAGAGUGUCCUGGUGCUGAGUGGGGCAGAUGGCGAACAGACCCAGCUGUGUGUGCAGGAGGUAGAGACCCUCCCUCCUGGGCUGGCCGAGCCUCCAGCCCCUGGCCCUCCAGGACAGAAGCUGCUCAUCAUCCGCAGUGCACCUGCCACUGAACUGCUGGACAAUAGCAGCGGUGGGGGAGGUGCUGCCACACUGCAGCUGCUGGCCUCCCCCCCACCUGGCCAAGCCUCUGCCCCAGUGGGCAUCUCCACAGCUCCCACCUCCCAGAUGGUACAAGUGGUACCCACUGGCGCUGCACCUGGAGGUAUGACCCCACAGGGCCUACCCUCCAUCCAGAUUGUCCAGACUCUGCCUGCAGUCCAGCUGGUGCAUACGUUUUGAGGAGAACCACUGGGACUUAAUUGUGCCCUACACAGAGACCCCAACUCGCUGGGCUGGGCUGGGCUGGGCUGGGCUAGAGGGAGGGGAGCUGCAGGCUGGGCUUGCUAAUAAAGACUGGA